ACCAAGGAACAGUUGUGGAUUUUCGUCCCUUGUUUUCGUAUAUUUCUGAACAAAUAACGCAAUCCAUGGGUCACCUUCCAAAAUUCAACACCUUUCCUACAUAGUUUGGCACGAAGUGGCUACUUGCUGCAUCCAAGAAUCAACCCUUCGGAUUUCCCGAUUUUCUCCAGACAAAAUGUCAAUAACUGCCAUAAAAUCUCUACCCCAAACAUUUCUGUCAAUGCUCUUUCGAUUGGCUCUGGGUAUUUUUGCGAUAGUGAGCAUAGAUCAUCAUCAUCAUCAUCACGUAUUUCUUUAGAAAUCAAGAAAAUGAACGACUCAUCUUGGUUUACAAUUCUCAAGACUUCACAUAAAAACAAGGGAUUGGAGGCUGAAAACCCAAUGAUUGGAAUCUUAUCAUUCGAAGUCUCAAGAUUGAUGUGUAAAGUAGCAAAUUUAUGGCACUGCCUAACUGACAGACACGUGUCAAGACUAAAAGAAGAACUCAGAUAUUCACUUGGCAUCCGUACACUUAUUUCGGAUGAUCAUUCUUACCUUAUUGAUCUUGCACUAUCAGAAAUCAUUGAUAACCUAAAGGGUGUAUCAAUCUCAGUGGCUAGGCUUGGAAAGAAGUGUGUGGACCCCAUGUAUCAUAAUCUUGACCAUGUUUUCCACAACCCAUUUGAGAUUAAUCUCAAAUGGUGUGGAUGGGAAUAUAGGUUGAAGAAAAUGGAGAAAAGGGUUAAGAAGAUGAAGAAAUUUGCUAAUGUUAUGUCACAGUUGCAUGAAGAACUUGAAACAUUGUCUGAUUUAGAAACCAGACUAAAAAAAAUGCAGUCAAACGGUGUCAACCAAAGUCAACUUCUUGAGUUCCACCAGAAGGUGAUGUGGCAACGUGAGGAAGUAAAUGGGUUACGUGACAUGUCACCAUGGGUUCGGACCUUUGACUAUAUUGUCCGACUAUUGCUUAGAUCUCUUUUCACAAUAGUCGAAAGGAUCAAGGUCGUUUUCGGAAUUACAACCGAAAUGGGAAGAGAUGGUUGUUUUGUUCGCAAGUAUUCCAUUUCUACCCUUGCAGGAGCUUCGGUCUACCCAUCUGAAACUUCUUCAAGUAGAUCCAUGUCAAAUCUUAGACAUACACCAAAUCCUCAAACUUGUUACUCUCCUAUCAUGUGUGCUAGAUACCCAUCAAUUAAAUCGGCUCAUAUUGGAUGCACGACGUCAAGAAGUAACCCUAAUUCCAUCAGGGUCAAAGGUAUUUUUCAAAAUGACGCUUUUGACCCUAUCAAGAAAGCUAAAAGAUUGUCGAAAGGUCAAGAACCGACCCUUGGUGACACUGCUUUAGCUUUACGUUAUGCAAAUAUUAUCAUAUUUAUUGAGAAUUUAGCGAUGUCUCCUCGUUAUUUGAGACCCGAUGCAAGAGAAGACUUGUAUGAUAUGUUGACCACAGGUAUCAAAAACUCAUUAAGACAAAAACUUUUUCUUUCCUCAAAAAAAAUUGAUCAUCGUGUUGCAUCAGAUUGGAGAUCAUCAUUGAAAAGGAUUCUUGAUUGGUUAUCUCCAGUUGCUCAUAACAUGAUAAAAUGGUAUUCUGAGAGAAAUUUUGAGAAGCAACCUAUGGGUUCAAAGGGACAAGUGCUUCUUGUUCAGACAUUACAUUAUGCAGAUCAAGCAACAAGUGAAAUUGCAAUUACAGAACUUCUUGUGGGGCUUCAUCAUGUUUGGAGGUUUAGUCAAGAAAUCAUUGACAAAUCAUUAAUGGGGUCUGCAUGAUGAGCAUAAAACCUGUUUACUCUCUUUUCUUCUUGUAGUUUGAUAGAUUUCUUUUUGUAGAAACAAAUGUGGGUAAUUACUCAUUAUAUCUCAUUAUUACCAUAGUAGCUCUUCUUGAAAGAGUAAGCUGGUAAGUUUGAGGAUAAAAUGGGUGGUUGCCAUGUACUUAUAAAUGCAGGUUUAUGUUAUUUUCCUUGUAAAUAAUGUUCAUAAUGUAAGAUAUUUGUGGUUUCUUGGGA
Molecule: messenger RNA, 1991 nt
Organism: Lactuca sativa (garden lettuce)
Lineage: Eukaryota; Viridiplantae; Streptophyta; Magnoliopsida; Asterales; Asteraceae
Product: protein PSK SIMULATOR 3
Biological process (GO): positive regulation of growth
Source: RefSeq, a predicted model, not a curated record